Molecule: messenger RNA, 1611 nt
Organism: Lachnellula hyalina
Lineage: Eukaryota; Fungi; Ascomycota; Leotiomycetes; Helotiales; Lachnaceae
Product: Cytochrome P450 monooxygenase
Exons: 4
Coding region: 1-1611 (536 amino acids)
Molecular function (GO): iron ion binding; monooxygenase activity; oxidoreductase activity, acting on paired donors, with incorporation or reduction of molecular oxygen
Source: RefSeq, a predicted model, not a curated record
AUGGCUGUCAUAAGCCUCCUAUCUGGCGUCGCAGGAGCUGGUUUCCUCCUCUGCCUCUGGUUCUUAGCCUUGACCAUCUAUCGGCUCACAUUGCACCCACUGGCCAAGUAUCCUGGACCACUGCUCAGCAGAAUAUCAUACUGGCCGACAGCAAUACAUGCUUUCGUGGGCGACCGACAUAUCACGCACUGGAAAGACCAUGAAACCUAUGGAAAUAUCGUCCGCGUCGCGCCGAACAUGCUUUCGGUCAACACCAAGGAAGGUCUCGAAGCUAUCUACAGCUCUGGGAAAGUGAAUGUUCAAAAAGGGUGGUGGUAUGAGAUCCUUCCGGCCGCUUCAAAAGAAUGGACAACACAUAGUACUAUUAACCGUACUGCGCACGCACGUCGAAGGCGAAUCAUGUCCCACGCCUUUUCCGACAAAUCUAUCCGAAGCGCUGAAGACUUCAUCUUACAAAAUAUCAGAGUAUGGACCGGCGUCCUCGGGGAACCAAAACCCGUUGGAGAGAAGGAUGAUGGGUGGAGUCGCAAGCGCGAUGUCGGUCUUUGGGCGACAUAUUUGAACUUCGACAUUAUGGGCGACUUGGCAUUUGGGAAGACGUUUAGUUGCCUGCUGAGCGACGUCAAUCGCUGGGUACCGGAAAUCAUAAUUACUUCCAGCAGUUUCGUAUACGUUAUGGGUUAUCUGCCAAUACUUACCCUGAUCAAACCUUUGCUACGGACCAAGUUGAUGGAAAAAUACGGUGGUGAGAUAGCCUCGGGAAACAUACGACUCAACAAUUAUUGCGACUCAUUAAUGGACGAGCGUGUGGCCAAAGAAAAAGAGAGUGUGAAUGGAGAUCCUAAAGCAAUGCGGAAGGAUUUCACACACUAUCUUUUGGAAAGUCGUGAUCCAGAGACCGGCAAAGGAUUUUCGCAUGCCGAAUUACAGUCUGAAGCAGCGCUCCUUGUCGUUGCUGGCGCCGACACAACAUCGAUUACGCUUUCGGCAACAAUGUUUUACCUUGUUCGUUAUCCACGAGUUCUAGCUAAAUUGGCGACGGAAAUCCGCACCGCAUUCUCGGACGUUGAAGACAUUCGUGUCGGACAGACUCUCGGAUCUCUGGUAUACCUGCGUGCCGUUAUUGAUGAAACCUUGCGCAUGUCUCCUCCUAUUCCAGGAAUUUUGCCUAGGGAGGUCCUUCCAGGUGGUAUUGAACUCGAUGGAAAGUUGAUUCCCUGCGGAACCCAAGUCGGUAUCUCGGCGUACGCUAUGCAUCACAACGAGGAAUAUUUCCCGGACUCAUUUAGCUAUUCGCCGGAGCGCUGGAUCGUUAAUCCCGACGAUGGCGUAAGUGAAGAAGAUGUUAAACGAAGCCACUCAGGGUUCUGCGCAUUCAGUCUUGGGUCAAGGGGCUGCAUUGGGAAGGGCUUAGCUUAUGCCGAGUUGACGGUCUCUCUUUCGAGGCUCUUGUUCUUGUACGAUCUUCGAGAAGCUGAGGGAGAGCAAGUCGGAGGCGGCAAGCCAGAGCUGGGAUUUGGGCGGAAAAGAAAGAAUGAGUAUCAGAUCCAAGAUCGAUUUGUGGGUGAGCGAGAUGGGCCUAUUAUUGAGUUCAAAGCAAGGAGUUCUUAA